CAGAGUGCAGCGCGGCGGCUGAGCAUGCGCUCCGCUUUGUGACUUUAGUGUAAGCAGAGGGAGGAAAAAUAAUGAAGGAAAUAAAUUAGACUGUGUGUAGACUGGAAGCGCCGCGGUCCUCCUGAGGCUGGCUUUCCGGGAAGGGCUCUGCUGAUAUAGGAAGCACUGCACGGCGAAGCGUCACCCCUUUAGAAAUGUCCAUUUUAAUAUCCCCAGUCUUGCCAAAGGCUACUACUGAAUUGCUGGUGGGAAGAGACGUAAAAGAUUUAAUGUCUGCCCUGGAGCAAAUGUUUGCAGAGUUUGCCAGAGUGAAAGCAGAAGUGGCAUGCAUUGCAGUAUAUGAUUCAGAAGCCCUUAUAGCUGGUAGCAAAAAAGGAAAAAGCUUCUUGGAGGUUAGAAACGAUUUCCAGACAGAUUUCAUUCAGUACUGCAAUAUGGAGAAAAAGUGUGUUUCAGAACCUGUAACUAAGAGAUCUAAAUUAAAAUCUGAGCAUUCGAAUGUUGAAUAUCUCUGGAAAGAGGUGGAGGAUUUGUUCUGUGUAUGCUACGGUAAAGCUUUAGGAACAUCCGGUCCAGUGCCUAUCCCUUAUGAAUUGUUAACUAGAGACCCCACUGCUGUUACAGUCUGUGGACUUCCAGAAGAAAUAUCGGUCAACGAGCCAUCCAUGUAUGAUAUUCAGACAAUACAUCUGAUCUUGGAUAACAAAUCCAACAUAUAUUUUAAUAUUAGAAGACCCUUUCCCUAUGGGAAUAACUCAAAGAAUGAUGACCUUGCAGGUGACACACAAACCUCUAUCUUGGAAAGCUCUUACCCUGUUCAGGUGAAAACUGAGCCAAGCGAUGACUCUGAUAAUUCAUUUGAAUUAACUACAGUCAUAAUAAAAGAAGAGUCCAAUGAUCGAGAUUACUAUCAGUUCUGUUAUCAAGGUCAUGGGUAUGGUGAGGAUUCCAAUGAAGGAGCAGAUAUGGAACAUAGUGAAGGUGAUGAUUAUGGACCACCUCAUAAGAAGCAGAGGAGUGCCGGAACACAACCAGCCAAUCAACAAUGCAAGAGAAAAGCCAAAGAGUUCAACUUUGAAAAAUGGAAUGCCAGAAUUAAUGAACUGAGGAAACAGGUGGAAGAAUUGUUUGAAAAAAAAUACGCUGAAGCCAUAAAUGCAAGUGGUCCAAUAGCCGUUCCAUAUCACCUUUUCCAGUCUUAUUCAGAAGAUUUGUAUGUUGAAGGACUGCCAGAAGGCAUCCCAUUCAGAAGGCCAUCGACGUAUGGAAUUCCACGCCUCGAAAGGAUACUGUUGGCACGGGAAAGAAUUAAUUAUAUCAUCAAAAAACCUGAACUUCUGAACACUACAAAAGAAGCCUUGGCAGUUGACAAACUAAACACAGGAGUGAAAGAAGAGUGGUAUACAAGAAUUACAAAAUUAAGGAAAAUAGUUGACCAGCUGUUCAGUAAAAAGUUUGCUGAAGCUUUAGGAAAAACUGAGGUCAUGCCUGUACCUUAUCAGAAGUUUGAGGCUAAUCCAACAGAUAUGUAUGUAGAGGGAUUGCCAGAAAACAUACCUUUCAGAAGUCCUUCCUGGUACGGAAUUCCAAGACUGGAGAAGAUCAUUCAAGCUGCAAACAGGAUAAAAUUUAUUAUUAAAAAGCCAGAGCUGCUUACACAAUCAAAUACAGAACCAAACCGAGGAAAUGUGGGAGCUAAAGAAGACUGGAAUAUCAGAAUUACUAAACUAAGGAAACAAGUCGAGGAGAUAUUUAACACAAAGUUUGCACAGGCACUGGGACUUCCUGAACCUGUAAAAGUCCCUUAUCCAGUGUUUGAAUCCAAUCCAGAGGUCCUCUAUGUAGAAGGAUUGCCAGAGGGAAUUCCAUUCCGGAGUCCCACUUGGUUUGGGAUUCCUCGUCUGGAGAGGCUUGUAAGAGGAAGUGCCAAAAUCAAGUUCAUUGUGAAAAAACCUCAGCUUGUAGCACCCCAUAUACCUGCUGAACUUGCUAGUAAAAUUAAUGUUGAAGCUGUUCAGAUCUUGCCUGAAAAACAGGAUCCAGGGGAGGGUACAGAUGAAGAUAAAUCCCAAACAGUUGCAAGUCCUCCACCACCACAAACAAAUGGCUCUACGACUGUGACCUGCAAACAACGAGGAAAAGAAUUCUCAUUUGAGGCUUGGAAUGCUAAAAUCACAGAUUUGAAGCAAAAAGUUGAAGCACUCUUUGAUAAGAAAUGUGGAGAAGCAUUGGGAAUGAAAGAUCCAUUCAAAGUUCCAUUUGCCUUGUUUGAGUCCUAUCCAGAAGACUUCUAUGUGGAAGGUCUUCCAGAGGGGGUCCCAUUCCGCAGACCGUCCACUUUUGGCAUCCCUAGACUGGAGAAGAUUCUCAGAAAUCAAACCAAGAUUAAAUUUGUCAUCAAGAAACCAGAACUGUUUGAGGCUGCCGCUAAAGAUUCAUCAUUACAUUAUCCACAAAAAAGGAUACAAGUCCAAAACACUCCUACCACAGCAUCUGGACAUGAACAUCUUAAUAUCAUUCAGGUAUCUUUACCAGUUUGUAUUUCAGAUGGGGAUAACGAGAAAACAGGAAAAGUAGACAAAGCUCGCCAGUUGAGGGAACAAGUCAACGAACUGUUCAGCCGAAAAUUUGGUGAAGCCAUUGGAAUGAACUAUCCAGUGAAAGUCCCCUACAGAAAAAUUACUGCCAACCCAGGAUGUGUAGUAGUAGAUGGUAUGCCACCAGGUGUUACAUUCAAAGCCCCCAGUUACCUAGAAAUAAGCUCUAUGAGAAGAAUUCUGGACUCUGGAGAAUUCAUAAAAUUUACAGUUAUAAGGCCUUUUCCUGGAUUGGUGUUAAAUACUCAAGCACUGGAAGAGAGUGAAUCUUGGCCUUCUACAGAAACUAAACCACAAGAGGAAUUAAACAUAAAGGAGGAACCAGACUCAUAAAGCAGGACCAUUAAAAUUUCUAAGCUACAUGCUGUAAGAACCACAAGAAUGUGUAUUAUACUCAAAGCAUAGAAGUACCUUCUAUAUGGACCAUUUUUUAUAUGUUUUACAUAAAGAACAUCUAAUUUUUCUUGAAUGUUCUAUGAAUUGGUUAAUUUGUCUGUGAUGAACAGAUGGUAAUGUCGAAUAAUUAGGACAAUAAUUGGGGUAUUGGAAGAACUGCCAUAGCCCUCUAUAUGUACAUUACCAAAUAACUGAAUUCCUAAUGCACAUUGAAGACUAUGAUGGGACAGAAGAGGAACUCAUUUUAAGUGUGACGGGGAAAGAAGUUACUGAAAAAUGGUUAACCGGAAUUACACUGCAUGUUCUCUGGCCUUGUAAUCAUGCGAGUUGUGGUCCCAGCUGGAAGUCAGUAAUCGUACAACACUACUUCAAAUAAAAAAAAAAUAUUUGCAAAGUU
Rana temporaria (common frog) is the source of this 3390-nucleotide messenger RNA. It is a transcript of the gene GTF2I, whose product is annotated as general transcription factor IIi. The transcript is spliced from 32 exons. Gene Ontology annotation, molecular function: DNA-binding transcription factor activity. Gene Ontology annotation, cellular component: nucleus. Lineage: Eukaryota; Metazoa; Chordata; Amphibia; Anura; Ranidae. The record is from RefSeq and is a predicted model, not a curated record. The coding region runs from base 195 to 2930 and encodes 911 amino acids.